CCUCUGGUUUUGCUCACUCAUCAACCAAAAAAUCACAGCAAAAGGAAAAGAAGGCAAUGUCGAAAUCAGCAGAGGAAGAGAAGCAACAAAAGGCUUUUGGUUGGGCUGCCACAGAUAAAUCUGGAACCCUCUCCCCUUUCAAUUUCUCCAGAAGGGAAACUGGUGAUGAGGAUGUCACUUUAAAGAUUCUCUAUUGUGGAGUGUGCCAUUCAGACCUGCAUGUUCUAAAAAAUGAAUGGGGUUUCACCUCUUACCCUGUUGUUCCUGGGCAUGAAAUUGCUGGUGUUGCUACAAAAGUAGGGAAGAAUGUGACAAAAUUCAAAGUUGGCGAUCGGGUUGGGGUUGGUGUUCUGGUUGGCUCCUGCAAGACAUGUGAAUGCUGCCAGCAGGACCUGGAGAACUAUUGCCCUCAGAUAAUAUUCACCUAUAACUCUCAAAAUCCAGAUGGAACGAAAACUUAUGGUGGAUAUUCGGAUAUGAUUGUGGUUGACCAGCGCUAUGUGCUACGGUUUCCUGAUAACUUGCCACUGGAUGCGGGUGCACCAUUGUUAUGUGCAGGGAUCACAGUGUACAGCCCUAUGAAAUAUUAUGGAAUGACAGAGGCAGGAAAGCAUCUCGGUGUUGCUGGACUUGGUGGGCUUGGUCAUGUUGCUGUGAAGAUUGCUAAGGCCUUUGGGUUGAAAGUUACUGUCAUCAGUAGCUCCCCACAGAAGGAGUCUGAAGCAAUUAAUAGACUUGGGGCUGACUCUUUCCUUGUUUCCAGUGAUCCUGCAAAACUGAAGUCAGCUAUUGGUAGCAUGGACUAUAUUAUUGACACAGUGUCUGCAGCCCAUCCCCUGCUUCCAUUGCUUAGUUUGCUGAAGGUGAAUGGAAAAUUGGUCACUGUGGGAUUGCCUAAUAAGCCACUAGAAUUGCCUGUUUUUCCCUUAGUUUUCGGACGGAAGCUUGUUGGAGGGAGUGAUGUUGGUGGGAUGAAAGAAACUCAGGAGAUGCUGGACUUUUGUGCCAAGCACAAUAUAGCUGCCGAUAUCGAGCUGAUUCGGAUAGACGAAAUCAACACCGCCAUGGAAAGGCUUGCUAAAUCUGACGUCAGAUACCGUUUUGUGAUCGAUGUGGCGAACUCCUUGUCGCAGUAGGGUAGAGUUCAUUGCAAAAGAACUACCCGGAUAAAAUAAUUUUAAAAUAUUAUGAUCCAAGUAUAAUUCAAUAGUUAACGGAGAGGAUAAAAUCGAUGAACUUUUGAUGGCUUGGGACUGCUGUUGGUCCCUCCUUGUAUGCCCUUACAAUUGUUUUAUGCUGCAAGGAACCACCUAUGACCUAUCGUUUAAUGGCA
Molecule: messenger RNA, 1333 nt
Organism: Hibiscus syriacus
Lineage: Eukaryota; Viridiplantae; Streptophyta; Magnoliopsida; Malvales; Malvaceae
Product: probable cinnamyl alcohol dehydrogenase 9
Exons: 5
Coding region: 57-1136 (359 amino acids)
Biological process (GO): lignin biosynthetic process
Molecular function (GO): zinc ion binding; cinnamyl-alcohol dehydrogenase activity
Source: RefSeq, a predicted model, not a curated record